AGGGGAACAAGUUGACACGGUGUAAACAGUACAACAUCCCGCCCCCUGUGUAUCUGUCGUUUUCGAGGCACAUUUAUUCCACCAGUCGCUUCGAGGACCGUCCCAAGGUCUUGACAAGCCAAGAUGUCCUUCCAACACGCUCCAAAGAAGGCUGGGCUUCCCAGGGAGGUGCUGAAAUGGUUGCAAAGUCUGGAUCUGACGUACUCAGUCAAGAAUGUCAGAAGGGAUUUCUCCAAUGGUUUUCUGGUUGCUGAGAUUUUCUCCUGGUAUUACCCGCAGUCUAUCCAGAUGCACUCCUAUGACAACGGAACAUCCUUACCCACCAAACUGGGCAACUGGUCCCAGCUGGAGAGGGUAUUUGUAAAACACAGCCUUGACAUUCCUAAGGAGCUGAUAGAUGGAACAAUCCACUGCAAACCUGGGGCCGCAGAACUUCUGGUACAGCAGACGUACACCAUCCUCACCAACAGAAUAGUGAAGAAUUUACCUUCUGAGCAGGAGCAGAUUGACUUCACAGACAGAAGUUAUCAGCUGACUCUGCCCAUGCAUGCAAGGUCCACAGUUUCACAGGCAUUGAAAAAUAAUCUGAAGAUCACAGAGUUCAUGACUGACCCAAAUGUAAUCACCUGUCAAGAAAAGGCUCAGCAACUCAUCCAUAAACAUCAGCAGCACAGGGUGCAGGAGAGGGUGGAGGAUCCAGUGCGUUUUGACAUCCAGCCCAGCAUAGGUGAACUUGCUGUCCGCAUUGCACCCACAGACUCAAUCCAACCAGAGUAUGCAGUACCAAAGCCACCCAAAGCCAAAGUGCCCCAGCCACCACCCAAGUCUCAGGACCCAAUGCCCAGUCGAACCGUGGCCUUCAAGGAGAUCACCGUUAGUCAGAUGGGGAAGCCAACGUUAGUCAGGCCAGGGCUGAGGGAGGAUCCAAAAACUGCACUUCUUCAACACUAGCACUUGCAUGGAAGCUGCAUGGAGAAGUUAAACUGUUUGCCAACUUUUAAAAAGUGACUCACCAUAAUUUCACAGUAAUUUCCCUUUCAGUUAUUGCUCAGGACACAAGAUAUUAUGCACAUGAGAUUUCAGUAAUGAGUCAAAGGUUGUUGAAAUUCAAUAUCCUGAGCCGGUUGUCUGGUUGACAGUUUAACUUCUCCAUUGUGUCAAUUUAGCAAAAGAUGAACUCGUUUGAAAACUUCAAAGGGUCAAAAAGACAGUAUCUGUCAAAAAUGGUUCCUAUGUAAAGUUUAAACAUUAUUGCUGUAAGUUGUAACUUGACUUUUGGCACCUUUUUUUCUGAGCAGGAGUUUCAAUGCAAGAAUGUGUUUAGACUUUUGUAAAUAACAGCGUUGUUAGAGGUUAAGUUAAGUGUGCCUAGCUGGCACUUUCUCAGUUGAGAGUUUUAUCCAGCAUCAAAGUAUAGACAAAGUGCUUGUGUUAUUAUAAAACCUCAAAGAAAAGUAUGCUUUGUCAAAUUCUGGGUGAUAUAUCCAUUAGAGACUACCUUGAAUAUGCUAUAAAGCUGUUUAUAAUCAUUGUUAUUAAACUGACAUGUUCACAUUCAGCUUUUACAAGUCGAUAUAUGGCUUUCCAUUGGGUUACUUGCUUCAUAGCUACUGAUGCUAAAAUAUGUGAAAUAUGUAAAGAUAUUUUUAAGAAGGUUCGUACUUGAUACCUUUAGUUUUCAUUGUACAGUUAUUAUUCCAAAUCAUAAUUGUGGCAAAUGUACAUGGCAGAGAUCCUUUCUGUCCAGCUACUUGCAUAGACAGGCAUUGCCAUUGAAUUCAUGCAAGAGUCUUAAUAAAAAUGUUUCACAUUUCA
Branchiostoma floridae (Florida lancelet) is the source of this 1815-nucleotide messenger RNA. Its product is annotated as spermatogenesis-associated protein 4-like. Gene Ontology annotation, cellular component: axoneme. Gene Ontology annotation, molecular function: microtubule binding. The record is from RefSeq and is a predicted model, not a curated record. The coding region runs from base 124 to 951 and encodes 275 amino acids. Gene Ontology annotation, biological process: regulation of cytoskeleton organization. Lineage: Eukaryota; Metazoa; Chordata; Leptocardii; Amphioxiformes; Branchiostomatidae. The transcript has 8 exons.